UAGUUGCUACGCAGUGCAGCGAAAUGGCGGAAAAUUUGAGUACGGAUUGUGACGGGCAAAAGCAGUGAUAAAACUAAACUGAUAUAUCCAGAAUUAACAAGUAUUGAUAACAUCUAAAUGAACCAUAAAUCAUGGGGGAUACAGCUGAAAUCGUGUCUGAAAGUCGGAGGAUAUUGGAUGCGAUACCAAAUCCACAAAGCCUGUUUUCAAGUUUCCUGCAGAGAGAUGAUGAGAAUGAAGGACAGAACUUGAAGCUCAAAUGCAGCAAAGACGAGAAUGAAUUCACCAAGCUUAAGCUAGCGUAUGUAGAAGCUGAGACUCGAUCCAAGAUGAUCGAGUUUAUAUUGAACAAACCUAUGGAAGAAUGGCCAACAAUUGACACAGCAUCUGAUAAAGAGAAUUUUGAUCAAGUGAAGAUGGAUCUAAAGGAUGCAAAGGAAGAGCUUGAAAAUCUAGAGGACAAAAUGGCCGACUUGAUUGAUAGUGCACAAGAAAAGGUUGAAACGAUGGAAAGGAGGAAGAAAGAAGCAGAAGACUUACUGAACACAGUCGAAACAAAGAAAGCCAAGCUGGAGUCUUUGAAAAUUCAACAUGAAGAAUCCUUGAAAGGUUUUGAUGGUAUGAUGAUGGAAGGAACAGAUUUACCAACCAAACUACAGAAACAGAGAGAGGCAUUGCGAACCACUGAGCUGGCCCUUCAAAAGUGUGACCUGGUACUAAUGGACCACAAGAGGGUGGUCUCCAGGCUGCAGGAGAAAUGUUGUAUGGCCAAGGCUGUUCAAAAGGAAUGUCAGCAAGCAGUUGAGACUUUACUACAGCAUAAAGUGGAACAUGACAGAGGGACUAAAGAGAACCAGGAAUGGUUAGAGCAAUGUCUGCAUACACUCAAAGACUUAGCAGGAAUCAGUAAGAUCAGAGUUGUUGACCAAUCAUUGAUCAUUGACCUUAGCUGCAAGGGACCAUCAUCAGAGGUCACUGUAGAAGUCAAGAUGACCUUCAAAACCACACCUGAUGGAAAUGAACCAAGCAAACUUUGUGCUGUUCAGCUUGGAGGAGAGAUCUUUGACUGCAGUGAUGUAAUCUCUGAAGCUAUUAGUUUGAAUGAUCCAGUCUUAUUGAUCAGGGAAGUGAAUCGAAGGCUCAACAGCCAUGCUCCUGUUCUUCAAGAGGUUGAGAGAUUACGCCAUCAGUAUGCUAUUGACUAUGUCCAUGAGGAAAGGAAGCUCCAUGCUAUGCUAGGUAGUAGCGGUCAAGUGGUAUGUACACUGACCAUUGAUAAUGGCUAUCCUACCACUGGACAGGCAACACUCACCAAGAUAGAAGGAAAUGGACAUCAUAAAGAUAUCUCAGAUUAUAAGCCACCAACAGAGAAACCAACAAUGAGUGAUUGGUUGAUGUAUCUUCAAACUCAACUCUGAAAGUAGCUCUUCUCACUCAGCUCUCAACAUCAGUCAGUUUAUUAUCUAUUUCUUACAAUUUUUACUUCAGUUAUUUGGUCAGUGGAGAGUGUUUGUAACUGUAAUAUGCCAUGUGCUAGCGCCAUUAUUGUACCUAGGGCCAGCUUGCUUGAGGUCUGAGGCCAAGGCCAACUUGUCCUAGCUUGUGGCUUAGGGUGAAUAUUUUGGCCAAUGCUGGACAUUUUAUUACAAGGCAGGAUGAAUAAGUCUUAUAGCAAAUGUGUCAUUAUAUUAACAUUCUGAACAUCUAGUUUUUUGUUCCCUUGUACUUGCAUUUUUAUCUUCUUGAACUAAAACAAAGUUUGCAUGAUUAAUUUUUUAAUUUUCAAUAGAGGGUCUCACAUAAAUAUGCCCCAAAAUACAUUUUUAUAUAUAACAUCAUGCACCGUAUGGCACAGGGAAUACCUUACAUCAUGGUCUUAUAAAAAAACAUACUGUAAGUGAAAUCUGCCUGCAUUACAUUCUUCAUGUGAAAUCUACUACUAAGUAUGUAAUGUACACGGUGCUUGUUGAUUUCAGUAAGAUUAAUUUCUACCAGUCAAUCUGUCAUAAUAGUGUAACUUUAUUAUGAAAAGAAAGUCCAAUUUAGUAUCAAGGGCCGUUACUCAUUUAAUACUCGACAUUUACCGGUACUCUAUUUUUUAAAAUGAUUACUAAUGAUAUGUGAUAUGUUCAAUCAUAACAUACAAUUACUCAUUUACAAUAGGGAAUUAUU
Lytechinus variegatus (green sea urchin) is the source of this 2172-nucleotide messenger RNA. RefSeq lists its product as uncharacterized. The transcript has 11 exons. NCBI's taxonomy places the organism in Eukaryota, Metazoa, Echinodermata, Echinoidea, Temnopleuroida, Toxopneustidae. The record is from RefSeq and is a predicted model, not a curated record. Gene Ontology annotation, cellular component: kinetochore. Gene Ontology annotation, biological process: protein localization to kinetochore; attachment of mitotic spindle microtubules to kinetochore; kinetochore assembly. The coding region runs from base 132 to 1418 and encodes 428 amino acids.